Molecule: messenger RNA, 519 nt
Organism: Rangifer tarandus platyrhynchus (Svalbard reindeer)
Lineage: Eukaryota; Metazoa; Chordata; Mammalia; Artiodactyla; Cervidae
Source: the annotation of a GenBank genome assembly
AUGAUGAAGCUCAAGUCGAACCAGACCCGCACCUAUGACGGCGACGGCUACAAGAAGCGGGCCGCGUGCCUGUGUUUCCGCAGCGAGAGUGAGGAGGAGGUGCUACUUGUGAGCAGCAGUCGUCAUCCAGACCGGUGGAUCGUCCCUGGAGGGGGCAUGGAGCCCGAGGAGGAGCCGGGCGUGGCCGCAGUCCGUGAAGUCUGUGAGGAGGCUGGAGUAAAAGGGACAUUGGGAAGAUUAGUUGGAGUUUUUGAGAACCAGGAGAGGAAGCAUAGAACGUAUGUCUAUGUGCUCAUUGUCACAGAAGUGCUAGAAGACUGGGAAGACUCAGUCAGCAUUGGAAGGAAGCGGGAAUGGUUUAAAAUAGAAGAUGCCAUAAAAGUGCUGCAGUGUCACAAACCGGUGCAGGCGUCGUAUUUUGAAACGUUGAGGCAAGGCUACUCAGCCAACAACGGCACCCCGCUCGUGGCCCCUACAUACUCAGUGUCUGCUCAGAGCUCGAUGCAGGGCAUCAGAUGA